AUUUCUUACCAAACCGAAAAUUGAAGUACCAAAAACCAUCUCGCCUUCGCAUCUAAAUCUCUUCAGUCUCUCCCCUCUUUCCUCCUCCGUUUCCCUUCUUCAACCCCUUUCCGUCCCAAGAUCAAAAGACGCCCUCAAAAAAAAAAAAAAAAGAAGGAAAGAAACAAAGCUAAAUGGAAACCUCUCCAAGGCCGAGCCCAAACCCGAAUUUCCUUGCAUCUCCCAAGAGCCACAGUCCCAACAGCAGCACCAGCAGCACAAGCAGCAGCAACAACACCAACCCACCGCCGCCAACUCCGCCAGCUCAACAGCCUAAGCUCACCAGAUGCGAAUCCGCCAAUCCGUACCCGACAACUUUCGUCCAAGCCGACACUUCCUCUUUUAAACAAGUCGUCCAGAUGCUCACGGGAUCCUCCGAGACCGCCAAGCUUGCUUCAUCCACCAAACCAAACACCUCCGCUCAAUCCGACCCUAGCCCGAAAACCCACAUCCCUCCCAUCAAAUAUCCCAAAAACAAGCAAAAUUCUGGGUUCAGGCUGUACGAGCGAAGGAGCUCUCUCAAGAACCUCAAGAUCAACCCGUUGAACCCGGUUUUUGGCUCCAACAAUUCCGGCUUUUCGCCUCGCAAACCUGAAAUACUCUCCCCUAGCAUUCUGGACUUCCCUUCUUUGGCUCUUAGCCCUGUUACUCCCUUAAUACCAGACCCGUUUGACCGAUCUGGACCUGGAAAUUACACGAAUUGUUUUAACAAUAAUGCGAAACUAGACAAGGAAGCUGAAGAGAAGGCAAUUAAAGAGAAGGGUUUUUAUUUGCAUCCAUCACCGGCAUCUACGCCGCGAGAUUCGGAGCCUAGGCUUCUCCCUCUUUUUCCAGUUACUUCACCUAGAGUUUCAGUGAAGAUGGGGAAUCGGAAAGAGGGAAAAACAAGAGAUAAGAUUUGUAAUGUUGGAUAUUUUGAGAGGAAUGAAGAGAAAAUCUUUGCUUCAAUUGUAAAAUUUUAUGCUUUUGACUUUUAUUUUCCCUCUUUGUUAUGUUUGUAUGCUAGGAAAUUUGAGCUAAGAACAAUAAGAAAAUAAGCUUAGUGAAUUAAGGAAUUAAACUUUGGUAUUUUGAGAAAUUAUGGUGCUUUUUGUAGAGGUUAAUUUAUAUGGAUGACUGUGAAUUGAAGGGGAGAAUCAGUGGUUUUUACUCCCUCUGGUAAUUCUUUUUCUAUCAAUAAAUACAAAAGAUAAGUGACUGGGAGUCUGGGAUCCCAAUCAGUUCUAGUGCCUUUUUUAAGACAUUAAUAAACAUUGUAAGAAGUGCAGAUGAACAGAGAGAGAGAAAGAGAGAGGAACUGGAAUGGGAAAAGUUUUGUUUGUAUCAAAUGGCAAAAGCAACUUUGAGGCUAGCUGUCAAAGAAAGAGUAGAUAAUUGGGCAAGGAAUCUUGACUCUUUUGUUUUGUUUUUCCUUUGUGAGGGAAAAAAAAAAGAUGCCAACGGAGGCAGGCAAUUUCUGUGUGUUUUUCUUUUUUAAAAAAGAGAAAAUUCUAACUUUUUAUGCACUCUUGAUUGCCUUAUUUAUUGAUUGUUAGUACAUCUACUGUUUCUACUUCCUCAAACUGUGGUCUAGGCUGUUUAAUGCAACAAUUUAUAGUCUACUAUCUUGACCUUAUGGGUAGAUCCACCAUAAGGGGUCAUUAUAGAAAAAAUGUCACCAUUGGAUAUGAAAUGGGCCCCAUUCAAUCUUGCCAUCUGAUGCAACUUUUUAAUACUGAAAAAUUUUAAAAGUUACUUAUGAUUUUUGGUCAUAGGGGUUGUCUGUUGAUAUAUAUAUAUACAUAAGUGUAGUGGGCUCUAUUCUAUAAGAAAAGUAGUAAUAAAUCUAGUGGACUUGAUGACCAAUUUGGUACCAUUUCAGCCACACAAGGGUAUUUUAUUAGGACAGUGAAUUCUAGGUCCCACUUGGAUAAGGGCUGGAAGGAAAGAGAAAGCAAGCAAUGACCCCUUUUUCUUUUU
Messenger RNA from Theobroma umbraticum, 1998 nucleotides. Lineage: Eukaryota; Viridiplantae; Streptophyta; Magnoliopsida; Malvales; Malvaceae. The record is from RefSeq and is a predicted model, not a curated record.